Sinocyclocheilus anshuiensis is the source of this 1925-nucleotide messenger RNA. RefSeq names its product ER membrane protein complex subunit 3-like. NCBI's taxonomy places the organism in Eukaryota, Metazoa, Chordata, Actinopteri, Cypriniformes, Cyprinidae. Gene Ontology annotation, cellular component: EMC complex; membrane. The record is from RefSeq and is a predicted model, not a curated record. Gene Ontology annotation, biological process: protein folding in endoplasmic reticulum. The transcript has 8 exons. The coding region runs from base 168 to 929 and encodes 253 amino acids.
CUUCGCUACUAGUUCAAAGGUCAAAAAGCAGCUGUGCAUAUGGCGCAUGUUCAUGCAGCUAAAAGCGCAGUAGUUUUACCAUAGUCAUCGUGUUGGAAUUUGAGUAUUAAAAUAAACUUUAAAAGUGUCAGAUAGUUGUCGAGGAUAGUUUUGGUGUAGGAAAUGAAAUGGCAGGCCCAGAGCUGCUGCUAGACUCCAGUAUUCGCCUGUGGGUUGUUUUGCCCAUAGUCUUCAUCACAUUCUUCGUCGGAGUUUUGCGGCAUUACGUCACUCAGCUGAUUCAUAACGAGAAGAAAGUGGAUCUGCAGCAGGUGUCUGACAGCCAGGUGUUGCUGCGCAGCCGCAUCCUGAGAGAAAAUGGAAAAUAUCUUCCCAAACAGUCAUUUGCCAUGCGAAAACACUAUUUCAACAACCCUGAGACUGGAUUCUUCAAGAAGGUCAAAAGAAAGGUGAUCCCCAAAAACCCCAUGACCGACACCAGCAUGUUGACGGACAUGAUGAAAGGCAACCUGACCAAUGUGCUGCCAAUGAUUCUGAUUGGAGGAUGGAUCAACUGGGCCUUUUCUGGUUUUGUCACAACUAAAGUUCCGUUUCCUCUGACUCUGAGAUUCAAGCCCAUGUUACAGAGAGGAAUUGAGCUGAUCUCUCUAGACGCAUCCUGGGUCAGUUCAGCAUCAUGGUAUUUUCUCAAUGUGUUUGGGCUCAGAAGCAUGUACACACUCAUCCUUGGACAAGACAAUGCUGCAGAUCAAUCAAGAAUUAUGCAGGAUCAAAUGACGGGAGCCGCAAUGGCGAUGCCUCCUGAUCCUAAUAAAGCAUUUAAGAGCGAGUGGGAAGCUCUGGAGAUUGUGGAGCACAAAUGGGCCCUGGAGAACGUAGAGGAGGAACUCAUGUGUCAGGAUCUGAACUUCAGAGGACUCUUUAGCUAAGAACUACAGUAAAAACUGACGACUGUCUGAUUGCAAAUCACCAGUGCUGUUAAGAUGGUUUCAUUCACAAGCAGAUGGGAUUCUUAACACAUGACAUCUACAAUAUGUCUGACAUGUUUUUGUGAACUGUGAGCGUUGCACAUGAACAUUUAAUUUGUUGUAAGCACAGUAUAGAUCUAAAUUUUCUUCAUUUUUGCCAGAGGUGUUAAUAUACAGAAUUUCUCAUGUCUUAAUUGUGUAUUUAUGUGUGAUGCCUAUUUCUAAAGUGUUCUUAAAAUGUCAGUCUCUAUCCGGCAGAUUUUCUCUAGUGUGGUUUGUAAUUGUAACAAGUUAUUUAUUUACAAGCCAUUAUUUCAGUCAGAGAGAUAUUAUAACAGCAAAUUGAAUGUAAAACGGAUACUAUUUUGGUAACUGUACAAGAGAUAUUUAAUAAUUUAAUAAACAUUAUAUGGAACCCUAAGGUGAGGAGGAAAUCAGUUUGAGCUUGUGUCUUUGAUUGAAUCAGACGAGAGGAAAUGGUUGGUUUGUCUAAUGUUUGUGAAUCACACAGAGGUGAGUCAGAUGUUUAACACUUACACUGAAAAUACUACAUACUCGAUAUUCAAAACUCCAAAGCUUUUAUUUGAGAACUUAUGUUUAAUUUCUAUACAAAAAAUGCCCCCACAAUGCCAAAUCACAAAUUUGAUGCGUUAUACUGUGAAAUGGGCGUUUAGAAAUUUGUGUAGCAUUGACAGACUAUUUCUCAAACCAACUGAAUUGCUGUAAUAUUUCAGUUAUUUACAGCUGACCAUCUGAUGGAUUUCACUGAAAUAAUACAAGCAUGAUCGCAGGUCACACAGUAGCUCUGAUAAAUAUCUGAUUGUAUUAUUAUAAACAUGCUGCAUUUAAGAAAUUAAGCUGUGCUGUAUGUGCUUUCUGAAGCUGUUGAUUCCAGCACUAGUAAAUUGUUUUAGAAAUAAAUGCUAGAAUGAAGCCAUUUAAUUACUGUAAAAUAGU